Pseudozyma hubeiensis SY62 is the source of this 276-nucleotide messenger RNA. RefSeq lists its product as hypothetical. NCBI's taxonomy places the organism in Eukaryota, Fungi, Basidiomycota, Ustilaginomycetes, Ustilaginales, Ustilaginaceae. Bases 1 to 276 code for a protein of 91 amino acids. The record is from RefSeq and is a predicted model, not a curated record. The transcript has a single exon.
AUGCGCAUCGGAGACCAGAGCCACGAGUGGCCGCCGGACAAAGAGAGCCACGCUGCACCCCGCUUCGAGCCUACGGACAGUUGUAACCGAGCAGGCGGAGGUGAUGCGGCUGCAAGAGCUCAUGCAUCGUGUGAUAAAUCUCCCCGUGAAACGAAAACGGGGCUGCGGAGGCAUAAUCCGAAUGCAGCAACUUGUUCCGAGGCACACAUUGUCCGGUCCCGUCGCACGAGCACAGUUCAAUUGGCUCCUUCCCACAACAGCGAUACCUCGGCAUGA